UUGACUGGAGGGUUUUCUCUCCCUGGUGUGGCAUUCGCUUUCUAACGCUCAUGUGGCAACAUCCAGCAUUGCUUGGCUUCCCCUGCACACUGGCCUGAGUCCAGGGAUUUGAAGCAGACAGGACAGACAGAGAGAAAGAGAGACAGAGUGCAUGUAUGCUGGUGAGAGAUAAGUGAGUUUAGAAAUAGGAGGGAAAAAGAGCAGAGGUCUGGAGAAAGGGAAGAAAAGAAAAAGCAGGUGAGACAGACAGCAGUUGAAAAAGGGAUCCAGAACAACCAGUGGUGAAGAAAGGUUGAUUAGCUGACACUACAGAUCCAUCAAUAUGGCAGCCAUGGAAGCACUGGAAUCCCUACAUGUCCAGCCAGAGCCGCAAACCCUCACUGAGAUCUCAGACGACGAGGUCAACCUCCCACCCUCAGAUGAUGAAGACGAUGCCCUUGCUGCAGCCAAGAAAGAGCUGUCCACCAUGGGCACAGAGGGGGACGCUGCUGAAGACAAGGACGAGGCGGCGAAGUCGGACUUGCAGGCCAAUGGGGUCAUGGUGCUGUCGUUGCUUGACAAGAUCAUCGGGGCAGUGGACCAGAUCCAGCAGACCCAGAGCGGGCUGGAGGCCAGGCAGCAAGAGAUGGAGCGUUCGGUGACCAGCAUCCAGGGCGAGCUGACCAAACUAUCCAAGAGCCACAGUACCACAUCCAACAGUGUUAACAAGAUGAUGGAGAAGGUGCGCAAGGUGAGCGUCAAUGUCAAGACGGUGCGGGCCACCCUGGAGAAGCAAGGAGGCCAGAUCAAGAAGCUGGAGACCAACGAGGCCGAGCUGCUUAAGAGACGCAACUUUAAAGUCAUGAUCUACCAGGAUGAAGUGAAGGUUCCCUCAAAACUCAGCAUCUCUAAGUCCAUGAAGGUUUCUGAGUCUGUGUCAGGAAGUAGAGGAGGCAGCUUGCUAGAGCUUAAGGAAGCUGUGGAAGAGCCUGGAGAGGAGGGAGGAGAAGGAGAGAAGGCAGACAAACCCCAUGUAGACCUCUCAUCAGAUGAGGAAGGGGUGGAGAUUGAGGAGACUGCGGAGGAGUCCCGUGCUGAACGCAUCAAGCGCAGCAGCCUGCAGCGCGUACAAACCCUGAAGACGGUCUUCUCAAAGGAAAAGAUGGAUAAGACCAGGGCAAAGACCAAAGAGAACCUGGAGAAGACCAGACAAAAAACCAAGGAGAAUCUGGAGAAGACAAAGCAGAAGACAAAAGAGAACCUUGAAAAGACCAGGCAGAAAACCAAGGAGAAUUUAGAGAAGACCAAGCAGAAGACUAAGGAGAACCUGGAGAAGACACGUCAUAACAUUGAGAAGAAGAUGGGAAAGCUCGGAACACGCAUGAGCGUCAACCCUGAGCGCAAACAAAAGAUUCAGACAUCCCGUGACAAGGUGAAGAAGGCCUUCACACCAGACCAUGUUGUUUAUGCCCGGUCCAAGACUGCCGUGUACAAGGUGCCCCCUUUCACCUUCCAUGUCAAGAAAAUCCGUGAGGGCGCAGUUGAGGUGGUCCAAGGCACUGAGAUGGUGGAGGUGUCCCAGGAUGCCGAGCCUUUUGGUGAUGUGGAUGGGCCUGUAGAGGAGGGUGCAGUGGAAGUUGAGAUGGAGAUGAUGAAUGGAGGAGGGGAUGAAGAGGAGGCUGAGGAGGAGGAAGAGGAGGACAGCCACGAGGCCCUGCAGGAGAACGAAGACAGAGAUAGAGACAGCGAUUAGAUAAAGAAUGAGGAAUUUGCCAAGAUCCUAACAAAAUCCUUUGCACCGACCCUGAGUGCUCUGUAAAAACUGAAUAAAUUGUGGGGAUUGAGGAGAUUGCUAAAAAAGGAUUACAAGCUGGGUCUUAUUUUUAUUAUUUUGGCCAUUAUCCCUGUGAGUUAUAAUAGCUUUGUACUCACUCAGUUGCUCCAUAGUGACAUUGCCAGAAGUGCAACGGAUUGGUCAGACAAUCAGACAGGUGGUUAAUGAGCCAAGGUUUAAUUCAGAUCAUCCAAGCCACUUUACAGGGAGGCAAACUGCACCCACAUUCCCAGGUAUGAGCAAUGGACUAGGCCACAACAAUAUUACCAAUAGGAAUGAUGGCCAAUACUAUGAAAAUAAGACUCAAGUUGGGAAAAAAAACACAAUUUCAUUUAACAAUGUAGGUUUUACUUUAUUUGACUACAGGCUGUUUGCUGAAAAAUCAUAAUUCAAAGAGCUUCAUGAAAAUCUCAUAAUUUGCAAAAACACUCCAGGGGUUGUUUAGAGUCCAUUUGUGUUUGGAUGGUGUAGAUGAUGACUAAAAUUGAAAGAAGAAGAUGAAGAAGCAAAUGAGAAGAGGAAAUGGUAGAACUGAUCAUUAGGAGAGGAGACCAUCACUCAUUUCGGAGAAAGUGUAAUUUGUCACCAUUUCAUUUUUCAAGACACCACUCACAGUUGGUGGAAUGAGAAUAUGGAAACGUCUCAUCACCUGUCCAUUGAAUUUCAGUUCAGCUCUCAUGGAUUGUGAAGAUACAGAUUUCCAACGGCCAAUUACAUACAGAAAAACUUCAUGUCACACAUGCAGAACUAGUUUUUCACCCCCAUCCCCUUGUUGUUCAGUUGUUUAAACAUAGAGGUGUUAUCUUACUCUGUUUAACGUACCCAUUAUUUAGAAGCAAAGUGAAUUUCUAGGUCUUCAUGAGCUCACAGUUAAGUAUUUGUGUAUGAUUUUGUAUGUAAUCACACGUAACAUGAGGCUGAUGUCAUCUCCUUCUCAUAACUGACAGAAUGUAGCCUCAUCACCGUCUUUUCAACGCACCUUGUUUCAUGCAAUACUCUUAUAUAACAUUUUACUUCCACCUGCACCCAUGCAAAUGAAGGUCUGCAAAACAUAUAGAGACAGCUCAUUCAUAGGCCCCAUUAUGUAUAAUUUUAAAAAUGUGUUUGAUGAAUAAACUGACAUAAGGACCAAUACUUCACACAAAUCUUACAAACCUCUGGUAGAACUGGUUUAGACUCUGCAUACUUUUUAGGACCUGUCCAUUCACAUGCUUGUUUUGACUACUUGUCUACUUGUCAAAACAAGUGCUGCAGUCUGACACUGACCCCUAGUGUUCAGCCAUCUCACUACAGUUUUCUGUUCCAGAUUAAAGGUGCAUUUCAGUAGAGCGUCAUACAGUUCUCUUUCAAAUGAGCAUUUCAUUUAAAUGUUUCCACAUACUGUCCACAUCUACUUGUUUCUAACAAGAUGUAAAAAAAAAAAAAAAAAAAAGAAAAAUAGUGUUUUAUAUCUUCAUCAGUGCCUUUCUAGAGUGACUUCAAGAAUUACUGUUUUUCAUUCUUGAAUGUUUGGCUCUGACUGCAUUUCUUCUAGCAUUAUCAAGAUAAACUUCAGGGGGCGUAUACCCUGGGCAAACGCAGAGACAGACACAAGACAAAUUUAUGAAUCCAAAGUAAGAGAAUAUAGUUUUACAAAACUGUUGCUAAAGUUUACCAUGUUGCCAUAGUAUCUGUACUGUCAAAGUUUCAUUUCUAGCUCAGACAAAUCAGUUUUCUUUCUUUCUUUUGUAUAUAAUGUGAAUCACUGCCAGUGCAGAUCAUGAUGCAUUUUGAUUUUAUUUUACCAGAGAGCCUCUCGCCUUCUGUUGCCUGCACUUCUUCAGCAUAUAAACAGCUUUUUUGGGCCAAAUACUUUUGAUGUUUGCACAGAUUCCACAGUGCAACAAAGGACACUGGCACUCUUACAAGCAAGGAUGAAACACUCUAGCUUUUUUGAUGCACAGUUGUGGUAGAGACGUUGGGUGAUUUAAGGCUCAGUCUUUCAAAGAUUAACAGUGAGUGCCACGUCCGUCAAAGCAGUAACAACAUGCAGCUAUGCUGAGGUCUUUGUCAAUGGAACACAAAAUGUAGUUAAAAUGUACACUUAACUAUUCCCUUGCUUUUGUUUUGUCAUUAACUGAUUCCUGUAUUUUGUUUAAUGUUCAUUUCUUAACCACUAAUGAUUUAAUUAAUAAAAAACUAUUUGGUUCACA
This is a messenger RNA of Toxotes jaculatrix (banded archerfish), 4005 nucleotides long. It is a transcript of the gene cavin1b, whose product is annotated as caveolae associated protein 1b. The record is from RefSeq and is a predicted model, not a curated record. Lineage: Eukaryota; Metazoa; Chordata; Actinopteri; Toxotidae. The transcript has 2 exons. Gene Ontology annotation, biological process: termination of RNA polymerase I transcription; transcription initiation at RNA polymerase I promoter. The coding region runs from base 323 to 1732 and encodes 469 amino acids. Gene Ontology annotation, cellular component: cytoplasm; caveola. Gene Ontology annotation, molecular function: rRNA primary transcript binding.